Messenger RNA from Baudoinia panamericana UAMH 10762, 1010 nucleotides. RefSeq lists its product as uncharacterized. The record is from RefSeq and is a predicted model, not a curated record. The coding region runs from base 97 to 765 and encodes 222 amino acids. Gene Ontology annotation, molecular function: protein binding. Lineage: Eukaryota; Fungi; Ascomycota; Dothideomycetes; Mycosphaerellales; Teratosphaeriaceae. The transcript is spliced from 2 exons.
UUCAUAGUACCUCUCUUGGGUCGUCGAUGCGCUGUUGUGACCUUGGGCUUCGACUCGGUUGACUUCUACCGAAGUUUGCGGUUAAUCCUGCCCCUCAUGGACGGCUCAGCAGCGAACCAUGUCCUACGCCUACCAGAACUUCUUGAGGUUAUACUCCUAAGCUUAUCGCAGAAGGAUAUCUUGUUAUCUCAGCGCGUCUCUCGAAGCUUCCGACACACGGUUCAGGGAAGCGUCAAUCUGCAACGAGCACUCUUCUUUGAGCCGGACUGGAAGCUUGAAGGCCGAGUCUCUUUCAAUGCCUACCGGGCGAACCUGACGCCAGGGAAGAAGCCGGAGAACAAUCGACUCCUCCUUCGAGCCUUCCCGGGAUGCUAUCCUACUGUAACUCUAGUAAUUGUGAAUGACUCGCCUACUCCGAAUGAGAUGGACAUUGGCCGGCGCGGUAGCGAGCACUGGUCUUGGGACGUCUGUAUCUCGUUCCCUGCCGAUACCAUCCCGACCUGCUCUCAAGCCGCACUGUACCCUGAGGCGUCCUGGCGACGAAUGUACUUGUCGCAACCACCAUGCCAGAACCUUCACCUAGUUCGUCGCUGGCAACGCUGCGCCCUGCCUGCCAUUAUGCGUGAGCAUGGCAUCACAAUGGGCGACUUCUUCGAGGAAGCCGUGAGUGCGAAGCUGAAGGAGCUCUGGCAUCACAGCUAUAUCAGUAGCGACCGCGACUGGCAUUUCGAAGGCAACAUCAAAUGUAGCUCUCUUGAGGAGUAAGCCAUCGCCGAGGGAAGCCGAAGAAUCUGCCGAGAUCUUCACCGGGUAUGUCUUUGAACGCACCGUGCGAAACGGUACAGCCAGAGCAUUCAGCGACGACUGGGACCCGGGGAGGACCGCCGGCUUCGCAAGAGCAAUGCUGUAACCGAGGAGCAACAGGCUUCCACCCUGGAGGUUCCAAACAAAGAUGCGCCCUGGAGUCUGCUUACCUGCGGUUGCCACGGGAAGGUUGUACGAACCAGCAU